CUAGCAAGAAAGACAAGAAACACACCAAGGAGCACGCUCAACAGCACAUGCUUCAUUUAGUGCACCACUGACCGUCAUACAGUCGGUCGGGUCCGGUUUCUUGUGUGCGUGGUUGGAGUCUUCUCGCUCGUCGGGAGCCGAAUUUCGAGGCGAUCGACUUGUUUGGGUUCGAGAGUUUUGUUUACAUUUUUUUUUCGCUGCAGGAAUUCUGGAUGUUGUUUGUUAUGGUUCCCCGCUGUUGAAUGCCAGUUUGUUGCAUUUCCUCGCGAACCCUUCCCUGGAUAGGAAACGUGAAAAUCGACGCCUGCGUGCUGGCCAAUUUCGUGCCGAAGUGAAUGUUUGUCAUUGUCGUGCGAAAGUGUCCUUAUUAAUUGUGUUUCUCGGCAAUGGUCAGUGGUUCGUAAGAAAGUGAUUAGUGAUUGAAGUUCGAUUUCAAAAGUUCGAAUCGUUUCGUUUCGUGAAAAGUUUCAAAAAUCCCGCUCAUCUGUUCCAAAAGUGCAUAAAUUGCGGGGCACCGAGUGUUAACCUGUUCGGUUAUCUAUCGGUUUCAAAUUUCAUAACGUAAACAGAGUCAACCAGAAGCAGCGUGUUUGAUUGGAUGAUUCAUCCGGGAUUCUGCGCAAGGAUGCGUUGAGGAUAACUAGAACCGGGUUUUUAUGAAUGAAAGUGUGUGACUCUUUUGGGAUCUCCCCUGGAUACAGGAUACGCAACAUCAAUGUCUCGCCGCCGUUGACGCCAGAAUUCUUUGUUGCUUCCCUGAUUCCCCACCCACUGCCAUUCCGAAUCAGCUGCUUUUACUACAUCUCUCGGAUUUACGUGUUACGAAGGCCAGGGCGUUAGAUCCAAGCGAACGUGGUCAAGGUUUUUUUUUCUGUGAAAUGCAAUAAAAAAGUAAAGGGUAUAUUUAAAUCGUGAAGUGUCGUAUUUCUUGUGGAGAAUGUGCAUCAGUUCGUGGCAGGCAAAAAGCGAAAUUAAUUAAAAUAAGGUGUCGGCAAGUGCUGUCUCAAAAUUCCAGUUCAGUUUGAGGGGAAAAGAAAAUACGCGAAGUGAAGAAGAAAAAAUCGCAAGCCAAGCAUCGGGGAAGAGAAAUAAGUUCGGAAGUGCUUCUGCUGUUGUGGUUAGCAUAAAAAUAAUAAAAAAGAGGGUUUACCUUCGAAGAAGGAAUCCAUUUGUGGAAUAAGUGUAAGAAAAGAUCGAUGGCAAUGGCUUCGUUUGGCAGUAGGCGAGAUGUUAGCGAAAACCGUGCUAAUCAAGGUCGCAGUAAGCUUACGGGGAUGAUCUGCAUAGCGAGGAUAGUUCUGAUAGUGAUGGCCUACUGCUGUACGAUUGUUCAAGGGAAGCCUUUCGUGCCUUCGCGUUCGAGUGGGAAUCAACCAAAAACGUGGGACUUCGAUGAUAAUGUGCAAAACUACUUGAUGGAGUUUGGUUAUUUGCCCAAGUCGAACAUCGAAACGGGCAAUUUACGGACAAUGGAGCAGCUGCAGGAAGCGGUGCGAUUGUUUCAGAACUUUGCGAAUCUGGACCCGACGGGUAAAAUCGACCAAGACACGCUGGAGCUGAUGCGGAUGCCCCGCUGUGGGGCUCCAGAUCUGCCCAGCUCCCGUGAUUUUAUGCCAUCGAACAGUCUCAGUCCGAUUCAGUUCCAGCAUCGGAGGCAUCGGCGCUUCGUCAUCCAGGGCCAGAAGUGGGAGCAUCCCAUCGUAACUUGGAGGUAA
Molecule: messenger RNA, 1715 nt
Organism: Aedes aegypti (yellow fever mosquito)
Lineage: Eukaryota; Metazoa; Arthropoda; Insecta; Diptera; Culicidae
Product: matrix metalloproteinase-2
Exons: 3
Coding region: 1197-1715 (172 amino acids)
Biological process (GO): extracellular matrix organization; collagen catabolic process; proteolysis
Cellular component (GO): extracellular matrix
Molecular function (GO): zinc ion binding; metalloendopeptidase activity
Source: RefSeq, a predicted model, not a curated record